UGAUAUUUUGGGGAUAUAAUUACAGCCUCGGUGAGUUAGUUGUGUUGAAUUGAAACCCUAAACAGUUGAUUACUACGGCUACUACUACUACUAUUUCGCGUUUGGAUCUCUCCUCUUGUCUUCCACUCGCUUGCAUUUUGCAUUUAAUCUCUCUCUGAGUCUGUACCACUCUCUCUUUCUCUCUCUCUCUCUAUCGGUUGCUGUUUUGAUGUGAAAGCAGAGGAAGAACAAAACAAACAAAAUCGAUACCAGUACCAAUCGCAACAAUAAUAGAGUAGUAUUGCCCUCUCUUUUCGGACUUCAAACCACCAUGUGCUCAAACAAUGUCACAACUUUUCUUUCAAUGAAUUCAGUUUUGCAGGUGUGCGAGGCUCUGAUUACUGUAUGAUUCUGUUUGAUUAGGCUGAAAUUUGAGUUUUGUAGCCGAAGAUUCUACAGUUUUUGGUGUGGUAUUGGUGAUUUGGUGAUUGAUUUUUGGGUGAGCUUGUUUGUCUAAAUUCGGUGUUCAGUCGCAUUCCACUUAAUUUUAGAGAGAGAAAAAGAUUUUUAGUGAGAGAAGAGUGUUUUGAUUUUUGGAUCUGGAAAACAGCUCAUAUGCAUGGAUAUUUCAAGUUUGACUAUGUGAUUUGAAGGCUUGUAAGGAUUUUGGGGUCGACUUUGAUGCUCUGUCGUUUGUGUUGUCGCAUAUCAUGUGCCAAGCAGUGUUCUGAAACUUCAAACAAGUCUGAGCUCCCAUCAAAACUUUUGGAUUCAUUAGGUUCUGCAAUAGAGGUUUUCUGCAGAUCUAUUCAAGAGAUCUGCACUGGUUGCUAUAUUUGGAAGAUUGGAGUACACAUUUCUCUGGUUGUGUAAACGCAACAUCAAAUUAAAUUGAGUUGUUGUGAGCUUUGAGAUUCUUUAAGUUUGGGUAAAAUAGCUUAAACCCUUGCUAAUUUUGAUUUUCUUGAGAGAGUGGUGGUGAAAAGGGUCUUGUCAUUUUGAGCUUCUCUGGCUUGGCAGUGUCACAGAACAGUGAGAUGUCGGCGGUACAUGUAUGAGAAUCAUUGCUUUGUGGUGGGAGCAAAGUACACAAUAAUGCAAAUUAUGUUUUGUUGUCGUUGUUGUUUUAUGUAGACAUUGUAUGCUUUUUUGGAUUCCUGGGGUUGUGUUCUUUUGUGAACAUAUGAUAUUCAUGGGUUUGGAGGGUUGGAUUGUUUAAGAGAGGAGUUUGGGUACUAUUUUUCUUUGCUAAUGAAUAGGGAAAUGAAGCGGGGGAAGCAAGAGAAGGAGUCGGACGUCGCGGAGAAGGUUGUCGUUGCCGUUAAGGCAACCAAGGAGAUUCCCAAGACUGCUCUGGUGUGGGCUUUAACUCAUGUUGUUCAACCAGGGGAUUGCAUUACAUUGCUAGUUGUUGUCCCUUCGCAAAGUUCGGGCAGGAAAUUAUGGAAUUUUCCUAGAUUUGCAGGAGACUGUGCCAUUGGCCACCGAAAGUCUCAUUCGGGAACAAGUUCAGAACCGAAAUAUGACAUUACUGAUUCCUGCUCCCAGAUGAUCCUUCAGCUUCAUGAUGUUUAUGAUCCUAAUAAGAUAAAUGUGAAGAUAAAGAUUGUUUCUGGGUCACCAUGUGGGGCAGUGGCUGCAGAAGCAAAGAGAACUGAAGCUAAUUGGGUUGUACUGGACAAAGAGCUCAAACAUGAGGAAAAGCGUUGCAUGGAAGAGCUGCAAUGCAACAUUGUGAUUAUGAAACGCUCCCAGCCAAAAGUUUUGCGCCUAAACUUGGUCGGAUCACCCAAGAAGGAAUCUGAAACAGCUUGUCCGUUACCUUCUGAACUAGAUCAAUCAUCUGAGAAACAGUCUAAAAACAAGACUGAUGAUGCAAACUCCAUUCGAGGACCUGUUGUGACUCCAACCAGUAGUCCAGAGCUGUUUACUGCAACUGAAGUUGGAACGUCAUCAGUAUCAAGCUCAGAUCCUGGAACUUCUCCAUUUUUAAUCUCUGAAAUAAAUGGAGACCUGAAGAAAGAGGAAUCAUUGAGCACAAAAGAAACUCUGGAUCAUGAUGAAUCAAGUUCUGACACAGACAGCGAAAACUUGUCUCAUUCUUCAGCAAGUUUAGGGUUCCAGCCAUGGAUGGCGGAAAUUCUCAGUUCUCAUCGCCAAUCCUUGCAACACUUUGAAGAAAGCUCACAAAGAUCAAGCAAUAGGACUCAGAAUUCCACAACCAAGGGUUUUCUAGAGAAAUUCUCUAAACUUGAUCGAGAUGCUGGAUACGGAAUGACAAACUAUAGAACUGAUCAGGAUUUCAGUGGAAAUGUGCGGGAAGUAGUUUCUCUAUCCAGAAAUGCACCUCCUGGCCCCCCUCCUCUGUGUUCAAUAUGUCAACACAAGGCUCCCGUGUUUGGAAAGCCUCCUAGGUGGUUCACUUAUGCUGAGCUGGAGCUUGCUACUGGAGGGUUUUCACAAGCUAAUUUCUUAGCUGAAGGAGGCUUUGGAUCUGUCCACAGAGGGGUUCUCCCAGAUGGCCAGGCGGUUGCUGUCAAGCAACAUAAAUUGGCAAGUUCUCAGGGGGAUCAAGAGUUUUGCUCUGAAGUGGAAGUCCUAAGUUGUGCUCAGCACCGAAAUGUUGUUAUGUUGAUUGGAUUCUGCAUUGAGGACAGGAGAAGGUUGCUGGUUUAUGAAUAUAUAUGCAAUGGUUCCCUAGAUUCUCAUCUAUACGGACGUCAUCGAGAACCAUUAGAAUGGUCUGCGCGCCAAAAAAUUGCUGUGGGAGCUGCUCGAGGGCUGCGGUAUCUUCAUGAAGAAUGCAGAGUGGGUUGCAUUGUUCAUCGUGACAUGCGGCCCAACAACAUCCUCAUCACCCAUGAUUUUGAACCACUGGUUGGAGACUUUGGCUUGGCGAGGUGGCAGCCUGACGGAGACACUGGUGUGGAAACAAGAGUAAUUGGAACAUUUGGGUAUCUGGCUCCAGAAUAUGCUCAAAGCGGCCAGAUCACUGAAAAAGCUGAUGUUUAUUCGUUUGGUGUUGUAUUGGUGGAGCUUGUUACCGGACGAAAAGCUGUGGACCUCAAUCGGCCAAAGGGCCAGCAGUGCCUCACUGAAUGGGCACGUCCACUGUUGGAAGAAUAUGCCAUUGAUGAAUUGGUUGACCCACGGCUUGAAAACAACUAUAAUGAACAGGAGGUCUACUGUAUGUUGCAUGCUGCCUCCUUGUGCAUACGGCGGGAUCCUCAUUCAAGGCCUCGCAUGUCACAGGUGCUUCGAAUACUGGAGGGCGACAUGAUCAUGGACUCAAAUGGCAUGUCAACACAUGGGUAUGAUGUGGGCAAUCGCAGUGGAAGGAUUUGGACGGACCAACAGCAGCAGCGACAUCAGCACUACAGUGGUCCGAUAUUAAAUGAGGCAUUCGAAGGGUUUAGUGGGAAGCUCUCCCUUGAGUCACCAAGGCCACCUUUCUGGGAAGUAGAUAAAGCCAGGAGAACUUCAUGUGAGGAAGACUUGUAAAGAGCUUCCUCCUCUUGAAAUGCAUGCAUGGUAUUAUAUGCCGAAAUUGUGGAAGCCUCGUAUUUUUUUGUCCAAUCCCAUCUAGGUCUUAUAUUUGUAUAGUAGAGGGAGAUUAGGGAUCGUAGGGUUUUGUGAUGCGUUCUGAAAUGAAGCAAAUUGGCAAGAUCUGAACCUACGUAGAUAGGUUUUUGGUUGGAUCAAAGCACAGCAGUCAAGCAGCAAUUACAGCUUCAUUUGUUCUUGAACGUGAUUGUUUGCUAUCUUUUCCAUUCAUUCCAAGUUAGUUCAAAAGGUUUACAAUCAAGAAGUGUAAAUGUUAAUGUCACUGCUCUGUGCUCUUCUCAUCGUGAUUGUGUAUCACGUCCAUAAAUAGUCAGUCGCUGUUUUGAAA
Molecule: messenger RNA, 3871 nt
Organism: Cornus florida
Lineage: Eukaryota; Viridiplantae; Streptophyta; Magnoliopsida; Cornales; Cornaceae
Product: inactive protein kinase SELMODRAFT_444075
Exons: 10
Coding region: 1231-3480 (749 amino acids)
Biological process (GO): protein phosphorylation
Molecular function (GO): protein kinase activity; ATP binding
Source: RefSeq, a predicted model, not a curated record